AGCCAGUCAUACCCCAACCUCACACUUCUCCCCAAAACACUCACAGCCCCCCAAACCCAACAUCGUCCCUAAACCCAAAGAACAAGAAAAGAAAAGAAAAAGAAAGAUGCCAGUCUACCACGUCGUCCUCUUCCGUCUCAAACAAGGCGUCACACCCGCCCAACUAGCAAACUGGACCAAAAUAUCCCAAGCAAUGGUCGGCCAGAUCCCCGGUCUCCGGUCCCUGAAGACUAACCCGCCGUUGCCGAUCUCUGUGCCCCGCGCCAAGGGCUUUGAUAUGGGGCUUGUGGCCAUUUUGGAUAAAAAGGAGGAUGUUGCUGUUUAUGCAGCGCAUCCGGCGCAUUUGGAGGUCCAUAAGUUGAGGGAGGAGUUGUGUGAGGAUACCUUGGCUUAUGAUCUGGAGUUUGAGGAGUAAAUCUCCCUUCCUAUCUUUCUUCCUAUCUUUUCUAGGACUGUUUAUGAAGAUGGAAGGAAUAUGAAACUUUUGUUUGUCUU
Messenger RNA from Aspergillus caelatus, 495 nucleotides. RefSeq lists its product as uncharacterized. Lineage: Eukaryota; Fungi; Ascomycota; Eurotiomycetes; Eurotiales; Aspergillaceae. The transcript has 3 exons. The record is from RefSeq and is a predicted model, not a curated record. The coding region runs from base 107 to 415 and encodes 102 amino acids.